Molecule: messenger RNA, 4010 nt
Organism: Amyelois transitella
Lineage: Eukaryota; Metazoa; Arthropoda; Insecta; Lepidoptera; Pyralidae
Gene: aub
Product: piwi-like protein Siwi
Exons: 19
Coding region: 96-2804 (902 amino acids)
Biological process (GO): regulatory ncRNA-mediated gene silencing
Cellular component (GO): P granule
Molecular function (GO): protein binding; piRNA binding
Source: RefSeq, a predicted model, not a curated record
AUUGGUUAUCUGUUCUGUGGUCACGCAACGCUUCGUCUGAAGAAAUAAUUUGUUCUGAUUUCAUGGUGUUUUCAAAGACUUGGAGAAUUUAGGAUAUGAGUGAACAACGAGGUCGUGGAAGAGGAGCUCGCGGGCGUGCCGGCCGCGGAGCUGAUGGUUCCGGCGGAGCGCCGCGUCGGCCGGGCGAGUAUCAGCAGCAGCCUGGCCCGCCAAAGCCGACCACUGGGCCGCGCCCGCAGCCGCCCAUGGCUUGGGGCCCCCCGACUGUGGCCCCACCAGUUAGAGCUGGGGUCCCUGCCCCCACAGUCCAGGCAGGCAGAGCAUCCCACCGCACUACUCCUACCACCCGUGACCAUCCGGGUGAUGUUGAUAUUCAAGAGCGAAUGCAGAAAAUAGAUUUAGGUCAGCCGUCACAGGCUGGUGCGGGCGGAGACGCCGGCGCGACGGGGCGCGGCUCGCGGCGCGGCGGCGGCCGCGUGCUGCCCGAGCAGACGAUGGUGCUGCGCACGCGCCCCACAGCUGUCACAUCAAAGAAAGGUACAACUGGACGUCCGCUUGACUUGAUGGCCAACUACUUCACGGUGGAGACGACGCCGCAGUGGCGCCUCUACCAGUACCAUGUGGAUGUAGACCCCGCAGAAGACAGCACCGCUGUGCGAAAAGGCUUGCUACGUGUGCACGCCCCCACUCUUGGCGGGUAUUUGUUUGAUGGCUCUGUGCUGUACACGGUGAAGAAGCUCCACCCAGACCCAUUGGAGCUGUAUUCCGACAGGAAAACCGAUAACGCGCGCAUGCGUUUACUCAUCAAGCUUACCUGUGAUGUCAGUCCUGGUGACUAUCACUAUAUUCAAGUGUUCAACAUCUUGAUCAGGAAGUGCUACAAUCUGCUUAAACUCCAGCUUGUUGGAAGGGACUUCUUUGACCCCGCUGCUAAGGUUGAAAUAACAGAGUAUAAACUAGAAGUAUGGCCAGGUUAUAAGAGUACAAUAAAUCAAUAUGAAGAUCGUCUGCUUUUGGUAUCUGAAAUUACGCACAAGGUUCUGCGUAUUGACACAGUCCUUAUGAUGAUCAAUGAAUAUGCUGCAACCAAGGGAAAAUUCUAUAGGAAGAACUUCUUGGAAGAUAUUGUCGGUAAAAUUGUUAUGACUGAUUAUAACAGUAGGACAUACAGGGUUGAUGAUGUCUCUUGGGAAGCGAGCCCUAAGUCUACUUUUAAAAUGAAGGAUGAGACUAUCACUUACAUGGAUUACUAUCUUAAGAAGUACAACAUCCGCAUCCAAGACCAAGGGCAGCCGCUUCUGAUCUCGCGGUCGAAGCCGCGCGAGAUCCGCGCCGGCCUGCCCGAGCUGGUGUACCUGGUGCCCGAGCUGUGCCGCCAGACGGGCCUGUCCGACGCCAUGCGCGCCGACUACCGCCUCAUGAGCGCGCUCAACGCGCACACCAAGAUCGGCCCCGCGCAGCGCAUACAGAAACUGCUCGCGUUCAAUCGCCGGCUCACGCAGACGCCGGAAGUUGUCAAGGAAUUAGCAUCUUGGCAAAUGAAGCUAUCGAACAGCCUUGUGAAGUUCAAGGGCCGACAGUUGCCCGCUGAGAACAUCAUCCAAGGGAACGACGUGAGGUACCCGGCCGGGGACACCACUGAGGGCUGGACCAGGGAUAUGAGAUCAAAGCAAUUGCUGUCGUUGGCUCAAGUACCGUUUUGGAUCGUCAUCACUCCGGAGAGACAGCGGCGCGACGCCGAGGCGUUCGUUGAGAAUAUCCUUAAAACCGGUGGCGGUGUCGGCUUCCGCAUGCCGCGCCCAGAAAUCGUUGUUAUUCAACGCGACGGACAAAUCGACUACGCCAACAUGUGUGAGAAUAUAAUAUCUAGAAGAAAUCCUUCAUUGAUUAUGUGCGUCUUAGCCAGGAAGACCGCAGAUAGAUACGAGGCUAUCAAAAAGAAGUGUACUGUAGAGCGCGCGGUACCCACGCAAGUGGUCUGUGGUCGCAACCUGACAAGCAAGUCGGCAAUGUCCAUUGCGACUAAAGUUGCUAUACAAAUCAACUGCAAGUUGGGCGGGGCGCCAUGGACAGUGGCGAUCCCCUUGAAAACAAUCAUGGUGAUCGGUUACGACGUGUGCCACGACACACGCUCCAAGGAGAAAAGUUUUGGCGCCUUCGUCGCCACUUUAAAUCAGGCGAUGACCCAGUAUUACUCCAUCGUGAACCCACAUACUUGCGGCGAGGAGCUCAGCUCCCACAUGGGCUACAAUAUUGGUGCUGCUGUCAUGAAAUUCAAAGAUAAAAAUGGUGUAUUGCCUAACCCGAUCUUCAUUUACCGUGAUGGUGUAGGAGAUGGUCAAAUUCCAUAUGUGCUCAGUCAUGAGGUUGGGGAGAUCAAGAAGAAAUUGAAUCAGAUCUACGCUGGAGCAGAAUACAAGUUGGCGUUUAUCAUCGUGUCUAAACGCAUCAACACCAGGAUAUUCGUUGAGAGCAACCGCGGGGGUGAGAACCCGCGCCCCGGAACGGUCAUUGAUGACGUGGUCACAUUGCCUGAGCGGUACGAUUUCUAUUUGGUGUCUCAAAAUGUGAACGAAGGCACCAUUGCCCCGACGUCGUACAACGUUAUCGAAGAUACUACUGGGCUAUCUCCAGACAGGAUCCAGCUCUUGACAUACAAGUUGACACACUUGUACUUCAACUGCUCGUCGACGGUGCGCGUGCCGUCUGUGUGCCAAUACGCGCACAAGCUGGCCUUCCUCGCCGGCAACAGCCUCCACAGCCAGCCCCACCCGUCGCUCAGCGAGACACUGUACUUCCUGUAGAAGAUUACUGUCACCGUGACAUAAUAAGGAUAUUUUUCAAAUUGCAAAAACUUUACGGGAAAAAAAUAUAUUUGAUUACUUGAAAAUUAACAUCAUCCAGAUUUCGAAAUAUUUUCUAAAUUCUGAUAAUGUUUCUUCGGUAUCAAAAAUUCUUAUAUUUCUGACUAUUUUUCUUCUAAUACCAAUUCUUUUUUAAGACAUGUCUUAUGUUGUAUUUUUAGAUUGUAAGAAUUACUAGAAUUAAGGUACCAUAAGUGGGACAAGUGAACACACAUUGACAACUAAUUUGCAUGUGGUGUUUCAAUGGUCAUUACGAUUUUAUUAAAUGAAGGUGUAUGGCACAUGCCAUUAUUGAUAUUGUCAUUAGGAGAUAGUUAUCAAAAUAACCAAUUGAUGUUGUGAUACCACCGGUUUUAUUAGUAACUAAGUACAUUAAACUGCCUAGUCAAGUAAACUCCAUAUCUUGCAUUUGUGAUGUUAUAUUGCUGCACUUUGGUUAGAUGGUUGAUCCCGUAAUCGUGUAUGGUGACGGUUGUCACCAUACUCAUCCAGGCGUCUCUAUGGCGCUGAUUACGGAAACAUCCACCUAAUGUUUGAUAUAAAAAACAUCAGCUAUACGAUAACACCAACACUCAGCUGCAUGAAAGGUAUUCCAUCAAGGCAAGGAGUACACUUGACCAUGUUGUACCUCUACGUACAUUGUAUUCCUGUUUUUAUUACCUCAUAAAUAUUUGAUUAAGAUCUGAUUAUGACCCUUUUUUUUUUACUAAUAUCUUUUAAGUGAUAUUGUUGUGUUGAAAGUGGAUAUGCCACGUUAAUAAUGAGAGUUAAUUGAAAAUUUAAACUAUUGGUAAUUUUUGUGAUAAGUUCAUCAUUAUAGUAUCAUAUCCACAAACAACAAGUCAAUGUGCUGUCCAAAGUGACUGCUUGGUUGGCAUUUAUUAUAAGUAAACAUAACAGUGACUGUGCAGGGUGCUUUAUGAUAGUAGUGCCAUCAUAUUGAUGUGAAAUUGAGAGCGUGAAUAAUUAAGGAAUGGUCUUUUUGAAGUCACUUAUAUUUUUGUUAUCUUUGUAUCUUAUAAUUUUGAAUCUACAUUUUGAUAAUGUAGUAUUUUGUGUAGUCUUAAAUCUAAACAGCGAAGAAAUUUAUCCCUAUUUUUUUUGUUACUAUGUGAUGGCUACACAAAUAAAUGUUAUAUUUUUCAA